Bipolaris zeicola 26-R-13 is the source of this 459-nucleotide messenger RNA. RefSeq lists its product as uncharacterized. The record is from RefSeq and is a predicted model, not a curated record. Gene Ontology annotation, cellular component: mitochondrion; cytosol. The transcript is spliced from 3 exons. Gene Ontology annotation, molecular function: deaminase activity. Lineage: Eukaryota; Fungi; Ascomycota; Dothideomycetes; Pleosporales; Pleosporaceae. The coding region runs from base 1 to 459 and encodes 152 amino acids.
AUGGUAUCCUUUCGCUCUAUCUUUACUACCUUUUUGGUGGUAGCCGGUGCUGCCAUUGCUACACCCUCACCCAAACUCGCCCAACAGCCCGUAGUCACCUACCUCGGCACCCAAGGACCAAUCUUGUCAAGCGGCGCAUGGACUUCCAAGGGAAUAGUAUACACAUCCGGCACCGUACCCUCUCUCAACGGCACAAUCGUCCCCGGCGGCAUCAAAGCCCAAACCGCCCAAGUCAUCAAGAACAUUGCAGCUGUUCUUGAAGAAGCAGGUACAUCAUGGGACUACGUCAUGAAGACUACUGUUUUUCUGGCCAACAUGUCCGAUUACACUGCUAUGAAUGAGGUGUAUGCUGCUAUGCUGCCUAGCCCGAAGCCUGCGCGUACGGCAGUCGAGGUGGGCAAGUUGCCGGGGAACUUUUUGAUUGAGGUGGAGGCUAUUGCGGCAAUUCCUGAUUCAUGA